CCCCUAACUACUAGUUCUACUUCCUGUGUCGCUUAGCUUUGCGUGCUACAGAAUAAACCUCCUUGAAUCACACAGACAGCGAAGAGAAGGUGUCCGCAUUGACUUGUAACGACACACUGAGGUCGUGUAGGUCAACCAGGAGAGUUUUGUUAGGGAUAAAUUGACAACAAGCUACAUUAAAACAAUACAAUUGCCAGGUCUAAGAGGUGGAUUUGGAGCUAGCAGUGCUAGCUAACAUAGACGCUAACUAGAAGUGUCAGUUAUCUAACUUAACAUCACAUUUAGUCCUUCAGCAGCUAGGUGACGUUGAAAGAGAGGAGAUGGACUUCCUUGCAGGAUGCAUAGGAGGUGCUGCUGGAGUCUUGGUUGGACACCCAUUUGACACAGUUAAGGUGAGGCUACAGGUCCAGAGUGUUGACAAGCCUCUGUACCGUGGGACCUUUCACUGCUUCCAGUCCAUCGUACGGCAGGAGUCGAUGUUUGGUUUAUACAAGGGCAUCGGAUCCCCUAUGAUGGGCCUUACAUUCAUCAAUGCUAUAGUAUUUGGUGUUCAGGGAAACACCAUGCGGCUGCUGGGCCACGACACCCCUAUGAACCAGUUCCUUGCUGGUGCAGCAGCAGGCGCCAUCCAGUGUGUCAUCUGCUGCCCCAUGGAGCUGGCUAAAACCCGUAUGCAAAUGCAGGGCACUGGGGAGAAGAAGUCUUCCAGGAAGCUGUACAAGAAUUCCCUGGACUGCUUGGCACGCAUCUACAACCGGGAGGGCCUGCGGGGCGUAAACAGAGGCAUGGUCACCACAUUCAUCCGCGAGACGCCUGGCUUCGGAGUGUAUUUCCUGGCCUAUGAUGUGCUGACGCGCAGCAUUGGCUGUGAGCCCAACGACCGCUACAUGAUCCCCAAGCUGCUGUUCGCCGGGGGCAUGGCCGGCAUCGCCUCCUGGCUCUCCACCUAUCCCGUGGACGUGAUCAAAUCGCGGUGGCAGGCGGACGGGGUGGGUGGAGUCAACCAGUACAGCGGCAUCGCCGACUGCGUGCGGCAGAGCGUCAGGAGAGAGGGCUACAUGGUGUUCACGCGAGGCCUCACCUCCACGCUGCUGCGAGCCUUCCCUGUAAAUGCAGCCACCUUCGCCACCGUCACCCUCAUCCUCCUGUACGCUCGGGGGGUGGAGGAGGGACCUAAAGACUGCGAGAUGCCUCAGCCGAGUCACCACGCACAGAUACAGCAGCAGGCCACCAGCCUGUGACAACACAGCGGGGGCUCACCCUCAACCUGGGCACUUUACAAGAGCAUGGAAAGACAAAAUACACGUACAAAACCUUUAUCACUGUCUGACUCAGUCUCACAUCAGACCCGUCAUUCCCAAGUUUGAGUCAAAAAUACCUGGUUUAUAUAAACUUGUUUGUACUUUCAUGUCAAAAAGGAAAAAAAACUGUAUUUAUUUUUAGCAAAAGUUUCAGGUUUGCCUCUGAAGAUGCAGACUUGUAAAGGGGAUGGUGUUACCUCUACUAAGAUGGGGAUCUAUGAGAUUUUUAACAGCAGCUUUUUUGGUAACAUUUCAUUUUACAGUUCCGCAAAUUUCAUGGUAAUUAGGUGAUAAUUAGCAAGUACCCUAUUUGAAAUUUCUUUGGAAUUACUGCCAAAUUAGCCCAAUAUUUAUCUCAGAAAUGAUCCAAAAUUACUUUAUUAUAAACAUUAUUUAAUAAUUAAAUGCUAAAAUAACAUAUAAUCGUUAAAAUAGGGCACUUAGGCUUGAGAAGCGGCUGUGCGCUGCUCUUCAUCGGACGUGGAAAA
This is a messenger RNA of Sebastes umbrosus (honeycomb rockfish), 1789 nucleotides long. RefSeq names its product solute carrier family 25 member 29. Gene Ontology annotation, molecular function: high-affinity L-arginine transmembrane transporter activity. The record is from RefSeq and is a predicted model, not a curated record. Gene Ontology annotation, cellular component: mitochondrion. Gene Ontology annotation, biological process: mitochondrial L-ornithine transmembrane transport. Bases 321 to 1241 code for a protein of 306 amino acids. NCBI's taxonomy places the organism in Eukaryota, Metazoa, Chordata, Actinopteri, Perciformes, Sebastidae. The transcript has 4 exons.